AGAGGCUGCAGGGCUGUAGUGACAGCCACGGUUCCCUGUAAAUCUCCCCUGCGACACGGGUUCUGCGUGGGAGAUAAGAUCUGCUCUUAUUGUGUGCAAAUUCUUACUGGUGAAUAUUUGAUAUGGUUUCCUUAAUUAAAACACGAUGCCUCUUGGACUUCUGUAGCCUAAAGCAAGAGGCCUGGCCGUAGGCUGGACUGUGGUGUUACUCUUGUGCUUUAAAAUUAACUAAGAGCUUGUGUCUUGCUACUUAAGGCAGAGGGGCCUUAGUGCAGGCUGCAAGGAAAGCUCGUGGGUGGCGAGGGUGAAAGUGCAGGAAAUGUAGAAUGAAGCCUGGCAGAGGUAGUGGGUAUUGCUGCUUGGGUUCCAAAGCUUGGCAGAACAUGCCUUUAGUGUCACCAGUGCACAGUCCAUACCCAAACCACACCCCCAGUGGAGCCUGGGGACGUUUUAGGAUGGAGCAAGGCACAGACAGGUGUUGGUGGCUCCCAGCUGCAGCAGAGCAUCAGAGCAUGCCUGCUCCCCUCAGACCUGCACGGGUGUCACACUGGGACUGCCCUGUGGGUCUCUGGCGCUUGCAAGUCAGCACCAGCAUUGCCACUGAGGCUGCCUGGGGACAGGGGAAAGGUCCUCCAGGUCCUUCUGUUCCCUUGUUAGCUGUCUGCACCCCAGGAAUGGAUUGUGGCUAAAUUGGUCGUUAAGGAUCAGAGGAGUACCAUUUCCUGGGAUUUCAGAUUGUUCGUUGUCCUUUUUGUUCUGAAUGAAAUGGAUCUGUGUCCCUCAGCAGAGCUGAGCCCUGCAUGUGCUGUGGUGCUUCAUCCGGGGGUGGGUUUGUUACUCAGGCCCCCCGGCAGUAUUUUAUGAGGAGGUUUGGGUGGCAGUGUCCUCACAUCCUGCUAGAAUUGCUUGGAUAAAGACAGUUGGAGUUGUUUGUGCGAAGUGUGGGCGAGCAAGCAGCUGGGUUGACCAGAGUGAAGGUGGGAGGGAGAUAAAAUGGGAGACCAAAGUGGGCUUGUAACAGGAAGGGGUGUCUGGAUUGCUGAAACCAGAACCUGAACUUCAUAAAAUAGCAAAGGGAGAAGGAGGAUCCAGCAAAAGGAUUUGGUGUCAGGACAGGAGAUUAAGAAUUGCAUGGCUUCAAAGAAGCAUGGAAUGCUGGUGUGCCUGCCUGUAGCCGUCAGUGUUAAUUUUGGGUGCUGAUGUCAGAGCCUUUGAUGGUGAGCGGGAAGCUGCCCCACCAUGAGUUACUGGAGUCUGGAUAAGAAGAGCUGCCUGCAGUACUGCCGGCACUUCCUAGCGGACAACGGCGUGUUCCACGUUGAACGAUGCAUGAGUGUGAUGCAGUCUGGGACGCAGAUGGUGAAGCUGAAGAGUGGAACCAAGGGGCUGGUCCGGCUCUUCUACCUGGACGAGCACAGGACCUGCAUCCGAUGGAGGCCCUCCCGGAAGAGCGAAAAGGCGAAAAUUGUCAUCGACUCCAUUUACAAAGUCAGCGAGGGCCGGCAGUCGGAGAUCUUCCACCGCCACGCCGAGGGCAGCUUCGACCCCAGCUGCUGCUUCACCAUUUACCAUGGCAGCCACCUGGAGAGCCUGGACCUGAUCACGUCCAACCCCGAGGAGGCUCGCACCUGGAUCACGGGGCUCAAGUACCUGCUGGCCGGGAUCAGCGACGAGGACUCGCUCGCCAAGCGCCAGAGAACGCACGACCACUGGGUGAAGCAGACCUUCGAGGAGGCUGACAAGAACGGGGACGGGCUGCUGAACAUCGAGGAGAUCCACCAGCUGAUGCACAAGCUGAACGUCAGCCUGCCCCGCAGGAAGGUCCGGCAGAUGUUCCAGGAGGCAGACACAGAUGAGAACCAAGGAACCCUGAACUUUGAGGAAUUCUCAGUGUUUUACAAGAUGAUGUCCUUGCGUCGAGACCUCUACCUGCUGCUGCUAAGCUACAGUGACAAGAAGGAUCAUCUCACUGCUGAGGAGCUGGCCCAGUUCCUCAGGGUGGAGCAGAAGAUGAAUAAUGUGACCCCAGAAUAUUGUCUGGACAUCAUACAGAAGUUUGAAGUGUCAGAAGAAAACAAGAAGCAGAAUGUUCUUGGGAUUGAAGGCUUCACCAGCUUCAUGCGCAGCCCGGCGUGCGAGGUGUCCAACCCGCUGCACCGCGAGGUGCACCAGGACAUGGAGCAGCCCCUGUGCCACUACUUCAUCGCCUCGUCCCACAACACCUACCUGAGCGGGGACCAGCUGCUCUCCCAGUCGCGGGCCGAGAUGUACGCGCGCGUGCUGCAGGCCGGCUGCCGCUGCGUCGAAGUGGAUUGCUGGGAUGGCCCAGAUGGGGAGCCCGUGGUGCACCACGGCUACACCCUCACUUCCAAAAUCCCCUUCCGGGACGUGGCAGAAACCAUCAAUAAGUAUGCCUUCAUCAAAAACGAGUUUCCAGUGAUCCUGUCCAUUGAAAACCACUGCAGUAUUCAACAGCAAAAGAAGAUCGCACAGUACCUGAAGGAGAUAUUUGGUGACAAACUGGACUUGUCAUCUGUGAGCACUGGAGAUCCCAGACAGCUUCCCAGCCCUCAGGAUUUAAAAGGGAAAAUCCUAGUGAAGGGGAAGAAGUUGCCCUGCAGCCUUGGAGCAGAUGCUGAGGAAGGAGAGGUUUCAGAAGAGGACAGUGCUGAUGAAAUUGAGGAUGACUGCAAGUUAAAGCCCUGCUUUAGCAAUGGUGCAACCCAGCACCAGGUGGAAUCUUUUAUAAGAACAAAACUGGAGUCUCUGCUAAAAGAGUCCCAAAUCAGGGACAAAGAGGAUCCUGACAGCUUCACUGUGAGAGCCCUGCUGAAGGCAACUCACCAGAGUUUCAGUGUGAACCUGAAGCAGAACUUGGACACAAAAGAAGGUGGAAAAAAGUCUCAUGGUCGAUCAUUAAUGGGGAACUUCGGUAAACACAAGAGAGCCGCGAAGGCAGCAGCCAAGGCUCCCAGUGCCUCGGACGACGAAGACGGCCAGCAGCACCCUCCGGGCAAGGAGCCAGGGCAGCCCCACAGCAGGCUUGCCCGCCGCAGGAAGACAGUGAAGCUGUGCCGGGCCCUGUCUGACCUGGUGGUGUACACCAACUCCGUGGCAGCCCAGGACAUCGUGGAUGAUGGCUCCACAGGGAACGUGCUGUCAUUCAGUGAGACCAGAGCCCACCAGGCAGUGCAGCAGAAGGCUGAGCAGUUCAUGCUUUACAACCAGAGGCAGCUGACCCGGGUCUAUCCCUCAGCCUACCGCAUCGACUCCAGCAACUUCAACCCUGUUCCUUACUGGAAUGUGGGCUGCCAGUUAGUGGCCCUGAACUACCAGUCUGAGGGACGUGUGAUGCAGUUAAAUGAAGCAAAAUUCAGGGUAAAUGGCAACUGUGGCUAUGUCCUCAAACCUCAGCAGAUGUGCAAAGGCACAUUCAACCCUUACUCUGCUGAUCCCCUUCCUGCCAGUCCUAAGAAGCAGCUGAUUCUGAAGAUCAUCAGCGGGCAGCAGCUCCCCAAGCCUCCUGACUCAAUGCUGGGGGACAGAGGAGAGAUUAUAGAUCCCUUUGUUGAGGUGGAGAUUAUUGGGUUACCUGUUGACUGCUGUAAAGAUCAGACCAGGGUGGUGGACGACAAUGGGUUCAACCCCGUGUGGGAGGAGACCCUCACCUUCACCAUCCACAUGCCCGAAAUUGCCCUGGUGCGCUUCCUGGUCUGGGACCACGAUCCCAUCGGGAGAGACUUUGUGGGGCAGAGAACUGUGGCCUUCAGCAGCCUGGUGCCUGGCUAUCGCCAUGUGUAUUUAGAAGGACUGACAGAAGCUUCCAUAUUUGUUCAUAUAAUCAUUAAUGAGACCUAUGGAAAGUGGAGCCCUUUAAUCCUCAAUCCCAGUUACACAAUAAUGCACUUUCUAGGAGCCACAAAGAGCAAGCAGCUGAUGGGGCUGCGAGGGCUGUUCUCCAAGGCGCCCAAGGCGGGCGCGGCCGAGGCCAGCGCGCACCACGCGCGCAAGCGCUCCAUCGGCGAGCGCAUCCUGCGGCGCACGGCCAGCGCCCCGGCCAAGGGCAGGAAGAAGAGCAAGAUGGGCUUCCUGGAGGCUGCUGAGAUGAAGGACAGCGCCUCGGAGCCAGCAGACCUGAAGGACAAGGAAGGGGUGGUGCGGCGGCCGAACCGCAGCUCGCAGGCGCGCCCCGCGUCCAUGCCCGUGGACAGAUUCCUCAUGGUAGAGCUGCCCUGCCCAGCAGAGGACACUGCCCAGCAGGCCAAGGGAAAGGAAAACACUUCUGCCAACAGUGAUGACAAUACUAAUGAGAAGGAAACAAGCUUGAAAGAACUGGGUUUUCCACAUUCGGAGCAAAAGUCAAAUGCUUCAAAUUUAGCAUCUCAGUUCAAGAAGGAGAAUGACCAGAGGGAUUCUACAGCUGACUGUUCAGUACCACCUCCACAGGAGCAACCUGAACAUUUGGUUUUUGCAAAUGGUGUAGCUCAAGCAAAUCACCUUGGGGAUUACCAGGACAAUAAUCUUUCUGAUGGAACUGUCCCCCUAAUGCAAGACUCUGACUCUGAACUUCCCACAGAAAAAUUACACCACAAAAACUGUGCAGACGGUAAAAAGGAAGAUGACACAAAAGGAUCUAAGGAAGGGAAGAUCACUUUCAUGGGAACUUGUGUUUCUCAGAACGCAGAGGUGGAGGAUCACAAACAUGACACGAAGAAAAGCACUGCAGCACCUCUUUCCCUUUCUUCUCCCGUGUGCUCUGAGGGCCCUGACUGUCACUCCACGGUGGCCCUGCAGGACAGUGACAUUUCUCACCUCAUUGAUGAAGUCUCUCUCUCGACUGAGGGCGAGCUGGACAGCGCUGUGUCCGCUCUCAUCGGGCAGCUGGAUGGCACAGAUGACCCAACUCCCCUUCCCCCUGUCUCCAGCCCCCACGGCAGCAGCAGCCAGACCCCCAGGGUGGGGGCUGCAGGCCCACACGUGUUUGCUGCAGACCUGAGCAGCCCCUGUAGGCACAACUUCACUCCCACAAAACCCAACAAAUCCUCUUUAUUCUCCGCUCCGGACACAGCCAUGUUCUCCAGCCUGGAGGAUGCAGAGUAUUCCACAUACACAAUUAUCCACGAGGCAUCUCCAGCUUCUGAAUGUACGAGCCACAGGGCAUUCGUUUGCAAGAAAAGAUUAAAUAGUCUAGAAAGUAACUUGACUGGCUCUUGUUCUUCAUCCCUCUCUUUGCUAAAUGCAAAUCCCAAAAGGAAUUGUGCUACAAAAUCCGGACCAAGCUGGGAAGCCCCCGAGCCUGCCAGUUCUUUCGGUUCCAACAGCCUCAUCUUUGAGGAGGCGCUGGGGCCCCCUGUCCCGGGGGAGCACUCGGACAGCAGCAGCCUGCUGGAGGUGGAUGGGGACUGCCAGGACCUGCUGGUAACGGCCUGUGAGUACCGCCGGGAGCACAUGAGCCAGCUGGCUUCUCCUGUGAGCCUGAGGCAGAAGCAGGACCACGGGCACGGGGGUGACAGCACCUCGGGGAGCAGCUCCACCGCUGCCUGGCACUGCUCCGGGACCCCGGGGGCUGCGGGGAGCCGGCCGGCUUUCCCCGCGUGCGAGAGCGCUGGGGUGUGGUGGCAGCAGCCCUCGGAGGGGCACGGCGCUGCGGUGCGUGCCCCCCAGGCCGGCGCAGCCUGCGCCCCGCGCCCGCCGGCUCUGCCGUUCCCCCCACACCCGGCCAUCCAGCAGGGCAGCCCCUGCAAGUCCAAGAGUCUGGGAGACCUGACCUCGGAGGACAUUUCCUGCAACUUUGAGAGCAAGUACCAGUACAUCAGCAGGAGCUUCAUCUCCUCGGGCCUGAGGGACAGGAAGGCGGCGGCCAUGCAGGGCGUGAGGCCGCACUCGACGGACGCGCUGACGGAGCAGCUGCGGAGGCUGCUGUCCCUGGAGCAGGAGGACAGCCGGGAGCCGCUGUGCCCCAGGCAGCCGGACGAGGACUGCCCGCGGGCCCUGGUGAGGAAGCUGUCGUCCCGCAGCCAGAGCCGGGUGCGGAACAUCGCCAGCCGCGCCCGGGAGCGGCAGGAGGCGGCGGGCAAGCCGCGGCCGUGCGGCGGCAGCGCCGUGCCCGGCGUGGUGCUGCGGAGCAAGGCGGCGGGGCCGCCGCACGCCGCCAACCGGCACUCCACCGGCUCCUACAUCGGCCGCUACCUGCACGGCUGCCCCGGCGAGCGGCGCGGCGCGCCCGAGGGCGCCUGCUCCGCCCUGCCGCACGGCUGCGGGGAGCUGCCGCUGCCGCCCGGCGCCCCCGAGCAGCCCGAGAUCUAUUUCCUGCUGCGGCUGUAGGCUGCCGGCCCGCGGGAGGGCUGCAGGAGCUGUGGGGCCUCGGGGUGUGCCUAGACGCGGUGUCGUGCCGGCGAGGCGGUGGUGGUUCAACGUGCCCUUGGUGCCGGGGCUCAGGGAAGCGGGGCCGCCCUCCGUCCCCGCGGUGCUGAGGGAAGCGGGGCCGCCCUCCGUCCCUGAGGGAAGCGGGGCCGCCCUCCGUCCCUGAGGGAAGCGGGGCCGCCCUCCGUCCCCGCGGGGCCGAGGGAAGCGGGGCCGCCCUCCGUCCCCGCGGGGCCGAGGGAAGCGGGCUCGCCCUCCGUCCCUGCGGGAAGCGGGGCCGCCCUCCGUCCCUGAGGGAAGCGGGGCUGCCCUCCGUCCCUGAGGGAAGCGGGGCCGCCCUCCGUCCCCGCGGGGCCGAGGGAAGCGGGGCCGCCCUCCGUCCCUGCGGUGCUCAGGGAAGCGGGGCUGCCCUCCGUCCCUGAGGGAAGCGGGGCCGCCCUCCGUCCCUGCGGUGCCGAGGGAAGCGGGGCCGCCCUCCGUCCCCGCGGGGCUGAGGAGCCCGCCGCCGUUUGUAGCAUUCUGUGUCCCUAAUGCCGCGCUCCAAAGCUGACAUUGCACUGAAGGCAAUACCGCUUUCCUCGUGUCUCGUCCUCCUGCUUGGAAAAACACUUUUGGUGAUCACUUUCGGCCUUUUGUGAGGGUUCUCCAAAGCACUGUGGUGUCUGGAAUGCUGGACCGGGGCUUGUUCUGCCCAACAGGCAGCGACCCUUCAUUAGCAUCCUUGUUCUGUAUUGUUACUAUAAAUUUUACAUGUUUUCAUGUAUGAACUGUGAUUCUGCAGCAAUUGGUUUGUAGAAUUAGGGUUAGUCCAGAUUUGUGAGUCUUGUGUAGAUUUGUCUUCUGCCCUCUCUACAAAGUAUGACAACAAUUGUCUUCCUUUUUGUUUACUGUGUUCAUUUGGGACAGAGUGGAAUGUGGGAGUAAUUCUGCUUUUAUGAAUGAAAACAUUUAUUUUCUGCUUAUUUUGUUAUGUAUUUUUGCUGUUGGUCGUAUGAGUAGCUUUGGUACAGUAGAUCCACUUUCUGUAUAUUUGUAAUUUUAUUGCUAAAUUGUCGACAGUCAGUGGAAUAUUUAAACUGACAUGGUAGAGUGACUAUUUUGACUGUUCACCUUUUUCUAUGAACGCUGAAAGUGAAUUGGGUGAAGGAAUCUCAGACACCUAAAGCUUCCCUGAAGGGAACAACAUAGCUUUAUUUUGGUUGGAAGAUACUCUUUGCCUUUGCUGUAAGUUUUUCUGAUAUGUCAAAGACGUACCUUUUACCUCUUUCUUUUGUAAUGCAGAGUAUUAUUAUUCUUGAAAAUGUCAUUAAAAUAGAUUUUUAAGCA
Molecule: messenger RNA, 7689 nt
Organism: Passer domesticus (house sparrow)
Lineage: Eukaryota; Metazoa; Chordata; Aves; Passeriformes; Passeridae
Gene: PLCH1
Product: phospholipase C eta 1
Exons: 24
Coding region: 1240-6324 (1694 amino acids)
Biological process (GO): lipid metabolic process; phosphatidylinositol-mediated signaling; release of sequestered calcium ion into cytosol
Molecular function (GO): calcium ion binding; phosphatidylinositol-4,5-bisphosphate phospholipase C activity
Source: RefSeq, a predicted model, not a curated record